Molecule: messenger RNA, 687 nt
Organism: Meriones unguiculatus (Mongolian gerbil)
Lineage: Eukaryota; Metazoa; Chordata; Mammalia; Rodentia; Muridae
Product: zinc finger protein 120-like
Exons: 3
Biological process (GO): regulation of transcription by RNA polymerase II
Molecular function (GO): RNA polymerase II cis-regulatory region sequence-specific DNA binding; DNA-binding transcription factor activity, RNA polymerase II-specific
Source: RefSeq, a predicted model, not a curated record
AUGGAUGAGGAGGAGGAAGAAGGUGAGAGCUUUUCUGCUUUGAUGGUAGCUGGCAUUAGCAGUGGCUGUGAGGUAGAAAUGACUUCAAUUGACAUUGAGAGUGUAAUGAAAUUUGCACAUAAAGACCCUGUGCCUUAUAAGGUGAACAUGUUCCCUAGGACAGUGCAUGAAAAAACACAUACUGGAGAGAAACCCUCUGAAUAUAACCAAGGUGGUAAAGCCAUUUCAGGUGACAGUCAGUUCCAAAGACAUAAAAGAACACAUGCUGGAGAGAAGACCUAUGAAUGUAAUACAUGUGGUAAAGCCUUUUCCUUUCACAGUAGUCUCCGAAUACAUAAAAGAACACAUACUGGAGAGAAACCCUAUGACUGUAACCAGUGUAGUAAAGCCUUUUCACAUCAUGGUAAUCUCCAAACACAUAAAAGAACACAUACUGGAGAGAAACCCUAUGAAUGUCACCAGUGUGGCAAAGUCUUUUCUCGUCACAGCAUUCUGAAAAUUCAUAAAAGAACACAUACUGGAGAGAGACCCUAUAAAUGUAACCACUGUGGUAAAGACUUCUUAUAUCACAGUAGUCUACAAACACAUAAAAGAACACAUACUGGAGAGAAACCUUAUGCAUGUAACCAGUGUGGUAAAGUGUUUUCACAAAACUGUCAUCUCCAAAACCAUAAAAGAAAACAUACU